Molecule: messenger RNA, 907 nt
Organism: Suillus paluster
Lineage: Eukaryota; Fungi; Basidiomycota; Agaricomycetes; Boletales; Suillaceae
Exons: 14
Coding region: 27-689 (220 amino acids)
Source: RefSeq, a predicted model, not a curated record
AAUCCCAUUUUCUACCUCUCGAAAGAAUGGAGAUGCAGUAUUCAGUUAACGAUAUCGCAGCAGCGAGGAGCUUACAGACGUACACGUACAUAUAUGCGUCGAUGGCUACAUUCUGGACUUACGAUUAUGCUUGUUCACUUCAUCAGGAGUGGUCAUUCCUACUCCGGUCACGCUGGUCCAAGGUAAAAGGUCUUUAUGUUGUUGCACGAUACGUGCCUUUUCUCCUCUUCACCGGACAUCUAUAUCUGAACUCCAUCUCGAUCAAGAACUCCGAAGCAUGCGAGACAUUGAACGCUAUUUGCUCAUGUUUUAGCCUAAUAUCAGUCACUUGCUCUGAAUGCUUUUUCGUGCUCAGAACAUGUGCACUCUGGAAUCACAAUAGAUUCGUAGCCACAACGACGCUUGUCGCCUUUCUCGCUGUCAUCUUAGCAUCCGUCAGCAUUUACUUCACCAAUAUUGCCACCGCACCAUUUGCGACCAGCGCGAUACCGGGCAUCACAGGCUGCUACCAGAGCUCGAACAGUAUCCAGCUCUCUUUACCAUUUCUUCUCUUGCUUGCGCUUGGACUUGGACUCAUGACCCUCACACUCGUACGCGCCAUACAGAGCAGGCGGACGGCCAACGGCCAUAUGUACGCCGUCCUGGUGCAUCAUAAUGUCUUUUACUAUGCAUGUGGCGUGUGUGAGUGAAGACAUGCACACAUCGUCAGGCAUUUUCAGUGAUUCUUGUUUCGGAAGCUUUCUCCAUGGUGAACGUCCUCACGUCGCUGCUCCUCCAUUACGAAUAUUACGCCAUGUUUCAAGAUUUCCAGUUCGUUGUCCUCGCGAUCCUCGCCACGCGCAUGCACCUCCAUCUCUGGCAUAUCGACCGGCACCUGCACGGCACUGAAGGCCUCGCGUUUAUUCCC